CAAAGAACACCUGUACUCACGAGACCAUAUUCAUGGGAUAAGGCCUGCACCAAUGGGAAACAUAUCUUCCAUGGCCAGGGCCUCAACGGCGCUGGAUUCUUACGUUGCCGAACUUGGCAAUGACAUCUCAUACGAUAAGAGUUUGUCGUCCUCACGGUUCCUCAAAACCAUCUUGGCUCGCCACAGUUUCGGCCCAAUCGUCCUCAAGAUAUUCAUUAAACCCGAUGCAGCCAUGUCACUUCGGGUCAUACAGCGAAGAUUGAAGUUGGAGAGGGAUAUUCUUUCAGAACUUGCGAAUGUGAAUACAUACCAGACGUUUGUGGAGACGGAGAAGGCCGGGUAUCUUAUCAGGCAAUGGAUAGGAUCGAACUUGUAUGACCGUGUCAGUCAACAGCCAUAUCUUGCCAAUAUAGAGAAGAAGUGGAUCGCCUUCCAAAUUCUAACCACCCUUCGAGAUGCCCGCAAUCGCAAGGUUGCUCACGGCGACAUCAAGUCUGAAAACAUACUUCUCACUUCCUCCCUCUCUGUCCUUCUAACAGACUUUUCAUCCUCCUUCAAACCAACAUACCUUCCACUCGACGACCCCUCCGACUUUUCAUUUUUCUUCGAUACUUCUGGACGACGCACAUGCUAUAUCGCACCCGAACGAUUUUACGCCUCUGACUCCAAAGUGGCUGAUCGGAAAAGGGCAUCCGAGAGUGAAGGUGGGGAAUGGUUUGGGAGGAGGGAUGGGAAGAUUACAGAGGAAAUGGAUGUCUUUAGUACUGGGUGUGUGUUGGCAGAAAUGUGGGCCGAUGGGCGGACUGUGUUUAAUCUCAGUGAGCUGUAUGCGUAUCGCGAGGGCGCUUUAAGUUUGAAUGGGAUGUUGGAAAAUAUCCAUGAUGUCGACGUUCGAGAAAUGAUUGCCCAAAUGCUAUCAAGAGAACCUUCCAAACGACCUUCGUUCGACCAUAUCCUUUCAAAGUACCGCGAAACCAUCUUUCCCGAGUAUUUUUACACUUUCCUACAAGAUUAUAUUAACUCACUCAACGAAAAGGCGGAAGCUUCGAGUUUUAGGGAUGAUGUCGAAGGGGGAUUCUUGCAACACUCAGCAGGACAAAGUGGUGCCAAGAUUGACAGGUUACUGGAUGAAUGGGAAGGGAUUGCCACUUACCUCGGUGAAGGUCCAACUGAUAACGCUCCGGCACUACUCAUCCUGAACGUGAUCACCUCUUCUGUUCGACACUGUCUAUUCCCCUCCUCUCGCCUACACGCCCUCCGCCUAUUCCUAAACCUCCUCCCCUACCUCCUUGACGAAGACAAAAUCGACCGUAUUAUACCCUAUAUCGUCGAGCUCCUCUCCGAUGAUAUGCCGCAUGUCCGCGCCGAAGCGUGCAGGACCCUGAUUCAGGUCGUCGAGAGCGUCACCUCGGUGACCCCACAGAACGCGACAUUCAUUCCAGAGUAUCUUUUACCACAGAUGAAACAUUUGACGACAGACAGUGAUAUCUUCGUAAGGAUUACGUAUGCGCAGGCUUUGGUCAAGUUGGCGAAUGCGGCGAUGACAAUGUUGGAAAUGAGUCAAGCUGCGAAAGAUGGUGCGUCAGUUCAUGGGACCGAGUCUUCUGGGAUUGUCGAGCCCGACUACGAUGUGAUGGUUCAAGAGAUUCAAGCCGCCGUCGAAGAACAAGCUACAACCCUCCUCGUCGACCCUGCGUCCGCUGUCAAGCGCGGAAUCCUCUCCUCCAUCUCUGAUCUAUGCCUGUUUUUCGGUCGUCAAAAGUCAAAUGAAAUCGUGCUCAGCCACAUUAUGACUUACUUGAACGAUAAAGAUUGGAUGCUCCGGCUGGCGUUCUUUGAUAGCAUCGUCGGUGUGGGGGCGUUUAUAGGUUUAAGAGCUGUAGAGGAAUACGUCCUUCCACUCAUGUUUCAAGCGUUAGCGGACUCUGAAGAAGCUGUAGUGGCGAGGGUGAUUGGCUCGCUGACAAGCCUCGCAACUCUCGGCUUACUCGCACGUAUGCGACUAUGGGAUACUUUUUUCGCUGUGAAAGGAUUCAUGUUUCAUCCAAAUGUAUGGAUUCGCCAAGGCGCGGUGGGUCUCAUCGCAGCUGUAGCAAAAAACCUCCCGUCUUCAGAUGUAUGGUGUAUCCUCUACCCUGCGAUUAGGCCCAUGCUUCACUCGGAUGUCAAGGAGAUGGAAGAAGCGGCACUAAUGUCGGCUCUCUUGCCUCCUCUGGCGAGAAGCACUUUGAUAGCUGCAAGGGUUGCAGCGUUGCAAAACACUCCACCUGGCUUUUGGGAUAUCCCCCCCGCAACGUCAUCAACCAAGGUUGAUCUUAUCAAGUCUCAGAAGUUGGCACAAAAUAAUCCACAUCGGCUGAGAGAUAGCGGUAUCUCUGCAUUGGAUGAGAAAAAGAUCGAGGCAAUGAAGGAACAUAUUGUUAAACAAGCACAUGCUAUCAAAGCGCGGGAAGCGACCGAUCAGAACCUUCCGCCGGAGGCAUCACUUGUCAAUUCUAAAUCUGUCUCUCUGACCGACUUGGGUGUGACGCCUCAAACUAUCUUCAUCAGUCCCCGUACGAUCGGCGUCGAUGCCGCUAAAGUCGAACUCCGACGUUUCCGUCCAGGCCUUGAACCUGAAAGUCGUCGAACGUCGUUUACUACUAAUCGAAGCCUUCGUGGUCCUGUCGAUAGCCCCUUGGACGAGAUUCGCAGGAAACUCGCUGCACUUGAACCGCUCUCAAGACCUGAAACACCUGUCGCAAAGGAAAAAGCGACAACAACGCCGACGACUACAAGUCAUACUAGUCAGCCAUCUGUGGAUACAGGUGCCAGCCCGUCAGAGUCCAACCUGCCGUCGACACUGGAUAUCACUGCCAUGACAAGAUCUGGGAAGAAGAAAAAGGUGGAUUCAAAAGCUGCUCCAGCAGUGGGAGCAUCGCAUACCAAUGCGGUUGGCACUACCACAAUACAUGACGAGCCGAUCUCGGGUAGAACAACGCCCAUUGCUGCCGCUCUCAGUCAAAUCACCCUCAGCGGAGCCAACACGCCUAAGGGACAGCCUGCGGCACCGUAUACGAGCUCUUAUGAAGGGCAUGAUCCGGGAGUGAGAGCUUUCCUCGAGCAGGUUGAUUUAGAUAACUACCGAGAACCUCUCCUUGACUUUGGUCCUCGAGUGGGAGCGAACCAUCGUAAACGAAAUCCGCGAGUCAACAAGGCGUCGUCUUCCUCUUCAGCUUCAACGUCAUCGUCGCCAACUAACGUGACCAUGAUUGCCCACUUGACUCACCAUGAAGGGGCGAUCACAGGUCUUAUCACCUCGCCAGAUAGUGUCUUUUUCGCUUCAUCUUCGGAAGAUGGUCAGGUAUUGAUCUGGGAUGCAGCCCGUCUGGAGAGAAGUGUUACUGCAAAACCCCGCCUGGUAUACAAAAUGGAAGCACCGAUAGUGUCCAUGUGUGGGAUCGAGAAUACACAUUGCCUGGCCGUGGCGAGUGACGAUGGUCAGGUACAUGUUUUGCGAGUACAUACAGGCGGAGGUAGUGGAGGGAGUAGUACGAGGUAUUCAAAGGUGGAGUGUAUCAGGACUUGGAACACCGAGGAGUCUGAUGGUCAUGUACGGUUUGUCUCGCAUAUACAAGACUCGACACUGCUUUUACUCACAUCGAUGUCUGUCAUUGCUACUCUUGAUAUCCGAAGCAUGGAAAUCAAACAACGUUUCCAGCAUCCACCAGAGCUAGGCAUCAUCACCGCUUACUGCCUAUCGACCCACUGGCUCGUACUCGGUACUUCCAUUGGGGCGUUGAGUCUUUGGGAUCUGCGUUUUGGAUUACUUCUCAAGUCUUGGAAAGCCGGCGGAGGUGUUACCAGCUGUCGCAUCCACCCGUCAAGGGGUCGUGGCCGAUGGAUCAUGGUUUCGGUAUCGCCUACGUGGCCAUAUGCUCUUCUGGGUCCUUCGACUGAUAAGUCAGAGGAGCCUCAGCCUUCGAAACCUAUCGUGGAGGUAUAUGAUAUCGAAAGCUCUAAAUUGGUAGAAGUGUACGAAAUAAGGAGUCGUAGAUCUAGUAAACCCUCCGAGAUUGUUCCCGAACCUAUAGAGAUCAUUCCCAACAAGGCCGCUCUUAUCGCAGAACUCGCUCGCUCGACGCCCUCUUUACCUUCGCAUAUCCCAACUGAUGACUUUGACGCGACCAAUCCUUUGCCCACGCCGCCCAGUGCCGUACUUGAUCUUAUGGUCGGACAGGGAUGGACUAAUUUGGGAAGACCGGAAGAGUCUAUAUUGAUGUCGGUACCGGAGCUAAGGUCUUCUGACAAGAAUGGUGAGGGACAAAGUGGGCCCGGAUGGAUGAUUACUGCUGGAGAGGACAGGAUAGUGAGAUACUGGGAUCUAGUAAAAGCUCAAGAUGGCUUCGUGGUCUGCGGAUCUCAGAAAGAGAAGGACGUCAGUUUCCGUCGAAUGCCCGAAGGUUCAUCACCAAGCAUGUUUUACACUCUUCCAAAUGUCCAUCGUCAAGGGCAAGGACCUACUCGGGAUAAGGAACGACAACCUCUCCAACCCCACUAUGACGCGAUAUGUAAACUUGGCUCGUUAGAAACCCCCUUCUCAAGCUGCAUUAUAAGUGCUGAUAGAAGUGGUAUUAUAAAAGUAUGGAGAAUGGAAGGGAUGGCUGGUCCCUUGCGUUAGAUGAGUUCUUUGUAAGACUAGACUUCGUCGUCUGUUGUGUACAGCAAUAUCGCUCAUACCUUGCAUGGGAUACCCUACGUAUAUGUUGUUUUGUUUAGACUGUAACCUUUUGGUAAGAGGGAUAUGCAUGCACGUUGGUGCAUUGUGGAAC
Messenger RNA from Cryptococcus deneoformans JEC21, 4811 nucleotides. RefSeq lists its product as hypothetical. The coding region runs from base 53 to 4660 and encodes 1535 amino acids. Gene Ontology annotation, cellular component: phosphatidylinositol 3-kinase complex, class III, type II; late endosome; phosphatidylinositol 3-kinase complex, class III, type I. NCBI's taxonomy places the organism in Eukaryota, Fungi, Basidiomycota, Tremellomycetes, Tremellales, Cryptococcaceae. Gene Ontology annotation, molecular function: protein binding; ATP binding; protein serine/threonine kinase activity. The record is from RefSeq and is a predicted model, not a curated record. The transcript is spliced from 15 exons. Gene Ontology annotation, biological process: protein targeting to vacuole; late endosome to vacuole transport; macroautophagy.